CGGAGCUAACAAAGUGCAGCUUAUUCAUUUGGUCAGAUCAGAUCGCACUGCUGCAACGCUAUCGGGAAAUGGUGCAGGAAGAGCACAAACUGUCCCAAAUGUGCGUUUACAAGAAGAAUAGCUCCACUAAAUAACAUCUCUGCCUUUACUGGAGCCCCGAGGGAACGCGCCGGGAGAAGGAUCGAGCUUUGUGUCGUGAACGGACCCGCUUUGGAGCACACAAGUUUGAAAAGCUUUCUGCGCCGACGCUCGCUAGCUGCUAACCUAGCCUGCUAGGUAAAUACCAGCCUAAAUCCUUCGGGUUUUCACUUUACCAUCUGUGUUGACUGUCCCGGUGAUGCUCUAAUUCACGAUGCGUGUUGAACAACGUCGUUGCUGUGAGAUGGAUGCGCUUCUCUUCAUAAACAGCUAAUUGUGUUAGCUUAUUUGUAAUCAAGCUAACGCUGCCUGCACAGCGAGCAACUUGUCUCGGAGUGUCGGAGCUAAUCACAGCCACACUGGCGCUACGGACAACAUCUGUUGCGGAGCUCCCUUCAACAGCAGCCAUGUUUGAAAUGGAGACUCACAUAUCGUGCCUUUUCCCUGAGAUCCUCGCCAUUAUUUUCAGUUAUCUGGACGUAAAAGACAAAGGUAGAGUGGCUCAAGUGUGCGCGGCCUGGAGGGACGCCUCGUACCACAAGUCUGUGUGGAGGGGGGUGGAAGCCAAACUCCAUCUGCGGCGAGCCAACCCGUCCCUGUUCCCAAGCCUGCAGACCAGAGGGAUCAAGAAAGUGCAGAUUCUGAGUCUCAGGAGGAGUUUGAGCUACGUGAUCCAGGGCAUGCCGCACAUCGAAAGUCUAAACUUGUGUGGAUGUUUUAACCUGACAGACAACGGACUGGGACACGCUUUUGUACAGGACAUCCCGUCCCUGCGCGUGCUCAACCUGAGCCUGUGUAAGCAGAUCACGGACUCCAGCCUGGGCCGCAUCGCGCAGUACCUCAAAAAUCUGGAGGUGCUGGAGCUAGGAGGCUGCAGUAACAUCACCAACACGGGUCUGCUGCUCAUUGCCUGGGGCCUGCACCGGCUCAAGAGCCUAAACCUGCGCAGCUGCAGACAUGUGUCCGACGUGGGCAUAGGGCACCUGGCGGGAAUGACCCGCAGCGCCGCGGAGGGCUGCCUAUCUCUGGAGAAGCUCACCCUGCAGGACUGCCAGAAGCUCACAGACCUGUCCCUCAAACACGUCUCCAAAGGUCUGAACAAGCUAAAGGUGCUAAACCUGAGCUUCUGUGGGGGAAUAUCGGACGCUGGCAUGAUCCACCUGUCACACAUGACCAACCUGUGCUGCCUGAACCUCCGGUCAUGUGAUAACAUCAGUGACACGGGCAUCAUGCACCUGGCCAUGGGCACACUCUGCCUCUGUGGGCUGGACGUCUCUUUCUGUGAUAAGAUUGGAGAUCAGAGUCUGGCUUACAUUGCACAGGGCUUGUACCAGCUCAAGUCCCUCUCCCUAUGCUCCUGUCAUAUCAGUGACGAUGGCAUCAACCGCAUGGUGCGCCAGAUGCAUGAACUGAAGACUCUGAACAUCGGACAGUGUGUCCGCAUAACUGACAAAGGGUUGGAGCUCAUAGCUGACCAUCUGACCCAGCUCACAGGGAUAGAUCUGUAUGGUUGUACAAAAAUCACCAAAAGAGGUUUGGAGAGAAUCACGCAGCUCCCAUGCCUUAAAGUGUUAAAUCUGGGACUGUGGCAGAUGACUGAGAGUGAGAGGAUGAGGUGAGGACCACUUGUCAUGUCUGUUGGAUACUAAAAUGCUUGAGGUCAUUGUUCACCUUGACAUGCGUCUCCACUCUUUGAAUUCAGUUGGCUCUUACUUCAGCCCGUGCGGGUUUCAUGAGCUACCUCACCCUUUGACACAGGAGUGCCUACUAUUGUUGAAAAAGGCAUUGACUAUUUUUGUGACCCAAAACAGUGGACAUUUUCAUAUUAAGGACUUUUUAUUGAAGAUAAAUAGUUAGAUGUUUUAUUCAC
This is a messenger RNA of Periophthalmus magnuspinnatus, 2008 nucleotides long. RefSeq names its product F-box/LRR-repeat protein 14-like. The record is from RefSeq and is a predicted model, not a curated record. Gene Ontology annotation, molecular function: protein binding. Lineage: Eukaryota; Metazoa; Chordata; Actinopteri; Gobiiformes; Gobiidae. The transcript has a single exon. Bases 546 to 1757 code for a protein of 403 amino acids.